CCUGCAAAAACUAAACAAAAGUCUGAAAAAAAACCUGAAGUAAUCACUGUUGAUUCAGAAGAUUUAAAUGAAAGCAAUUUUAAAGAAAUUUCAGAAGCUAAUAAACUUAAAUAUCAAGAGCAACAUUUAGCACUAAAAAAACAUGAGUUGGAUUUAAGAGAACAUAAAGCAAAGAUUCAUUUAAUUGAAUUAGCAAACCUUGAAAAAGAACAAAAAUUGAAAUCUACAAAUUAA
Molecule: messenger RNA, 234 nt
Organism: Racocetra fulgida
Lineage: Eukaryota; Fungi; Glomeromycota; Glomeromycetes; Diversisporales; Gigasporaceae
Source: the annotation of a GenBank genome assembly